ACCAUCCAUAUGUUUUUGUGUGAAAUUCCUCCCUGAUUUGUUAUUACUGAUACUUAUUAAAUUUGAUAGUCUUUAGGCAUUUUGUAUACAAGUAAAGCACAAUGCCUGCAGCAGCUGUGUAUUCAAUAUUAAUAAAGAAAGAGAAUGCACACGAUGACCCCAUUUACUGUUGCGCGUGGGGCAAUGCAAAUGCAGCAGGAGAUUCAAAAGCAUCCAAAACAGAUUACAUAGUGACAGGUGGGCUAGAUGGUCUUAUUAAAGUAUGGAAGCUGGAAAAUAGCAAAUUGGAAUCUGUACACACAUUACAAGAGCAUACAAUGGCUGUUGUUUCCGUUGCUAUUAGCCCUGAUGGUCAUACUCUAGCAAGUACAUCACUUGAUUGUACUCUCAUAAUAUGGGACCUACCAUCUGGGCGUAAAGUUCAUGAGGUGUCAGCAGGCCCUACAGAUGUUUGGAAGGUGGCAUUUUCACCAGAUGGUGUCCAGGUGGUCUCAGGUAGUCAUACUGGGAAGUUGAUUGUAUAUGGUAUUGAGAAAGGUACGACAGAUCGUGUUUUGGAUACCAGGGGCAAGUUUGCACUGAGUGUUGCUUGGAGUCCCGACCAUAGUUUCAUCGCUAGCGGCUCGGUAGAUGGCGCUGUAAGCAUCUUCGACGUGCACCAAGGGAAGUUACUUCAUACCAUAGAGGCCCAUACCAAACCCGUCCGAGGAAUUACUUUUACACCAAACUCUAAAUUUAUUGUUACUGCUUCUAAUGACGGCAAUGUAAACGUUUAUGAUGUUGAAAGCGGAAGCCUACAAAACAGAUUUGACCACAAAUGCUGGGCGUUAACGGCAUGCGUGUCGGCCGACGGGACGCGCGUGGCGACGGGGGCUGCCGACGGCUCUGUGAAUGUCUUACUCGCUGUGGGGUUGAAAUUACACCAUGCUUUCAAAGAACAUAGCGAUACAGUAUGGGGAGUACAAUUCAAUGCAGAAGGCAAUAAAUUACUAUCGGUAUCUAAAGAUAAGAGUAUUAUUAUUUAUGAAUGUCCAUUGUUACCUAAGAAAUAAACUAUUUCU
Molecule: messenger RNA, 1061 nt
Organism: Hyposmocoma kahamanoa
Lineage: Eukaryota; Metazoa; Arthropoda; Insecta; Lepidoptera; Cosmopterigidae
Product: WD repeat-containing protein 61-like
Exons: 7
Coding region: 102-1052 (316 amino acids)
Cellular component (GO): Cdc73/Paf1 complex
Molecular function (GO): protein binding
Source: RefSeq, a predicted model, not a curated record